CGAUGGCGGAAAUUAAUGAGAAAAGACGACGAAGUGCAGAAAACGAGAAAAUAUUGUAAAAAAGUAAUUUUCAACAGGAAAAGUUUCUAAAACUUGUGAAAUUGUUGUCAAAAUCGAGAGUAUCCGCAAUCGGGAAUAUAUAUUCGAUGAAAUUAUGGCCGCGGAGCAACGUGUAUUAAAACAGGAUGGUUAUUUGGACGUGGGUAAUGUCGAGGAAUCGCGUAAUAUCGCCUACCAUCCACACUUGAAUGUAAUUCUCGUCUUCGACUCCAGUAAUCAAGUGAAAAUUCUCGAUGUACAUUCAGGAGUUAUUUUACAGACUUAUAAUUUAGGCGGAAAUGCCAUCGAUGGAAACGUACGAGGAAAAUACCUUCCCCUACAGGAGAAGAUACUCCUUUGGGACGGACAGAAUUUAGGUUUUCGCGGUGACUACAAUGGUGUUUUGCUAUUGGAUACAAUUCUUCAACCACCUAUUUUGCAAAAUGAUGAUCUUAUCAAAUUAGAAUUGCUUCUAUCAGAAGCGAUAAUUUUUCAGACGUGUCUCAAAGAUCUCGAACAAGAAGGCUUGGAAUGCCCUAGUGACGUCAGUAAUGAACUAUUGGAAAAGAUAAAAAAUGCACAAGCAAAUGCUAAGAAGGGUAUCAAAGCUCAGAGGUGGAACACAAUUUGUUUGGAAGUAUCGUAUUCAAGCUUAAAAUUGGUUGCAAAUAAUGUAGUUAUUAUGUUGAAGCGAUUAGAGCGUCACAUUCCCGCCUUGGCAAUAGCUUCGGCUAUAAAUGAACGACUAACUGAUCUACUUUCCGGAUCUCGAAUACCGGAUUUAAGUUGGCAUGGAAGUAACUUUCAGCGUGUGCUAAUGCAUUCUGAAGCUGUACGCAGACAAACAUUUGAAAAAUGGCCACAUAUGGACUACAAGUGGGCUUUACCCGAUCAAAUGGCACAAGCCGGCUUUUAUCACCAGCCAUCAUCAUCUGGCGAGGAUCGUGCCAUGUGCUUCACCUGCAGCGUUUGCUUAGUUUGUUGGGAGAAAACCGACGAACCGUGGAGUGAACAUGAACGCCAUUCUCCGAUGUGUCCGUUCGUCAAGGGCGAGUACACACAAAAUGUUCCAUUAUCUGUGACAUACGCAACCAAUCCUGCUGUGUCUGCACCGGGACUUGGUUUCGAUGUCAUCUCAAACAGCGAUUAUGCCAACGUAUUAUGCACAAGUUGCACGCAGACUGGGGAAAUUACUAUUUGGAGUAUCGAGCGACAUCUGAAGAAGAUGCAUUCCUUCAAUAUUGCUAGUUUAAUGAAGGAUAUCUGUGAUGAAGGGUAUAAGUGGGCACGUGUGACCGCAAUAUGUGUUCUGCCAAAUGCCCGUGCGCAGUGCAAAAUUAAUGCAAUGACUGCAAAUCAAACAGGCGGAGGGGGGAGUGCAGGUUGCGGUGGGGUUGCAGGUGGUAAUGUGACCGCCAGUGGCAUAGUACAAUGUUCCUCCACGUCUACUCUACGCGCAGGUGUGGUUGGCUCCAAAAUCGUAUUGGGUAUGAGCAUCCGACAAAACACCGGCGAAUAUUUACUUCGCAUGGUGGUGCUAAAUAUUGUUGAGAGUGAUCGUGUUCAAGAAAAUACUGGAAAUAGUAACACUGGUACUGGAUCUGGAAGCGGUAAGACUAGCAUUAAUAGCAACGGCAAUGCUGGCACAAACCAGAAGUCGCAAUUGAUUGGAGUCGCUGAUAAUGGUGGAGGUGGUGGCGAUGGCACCAACAGCGAGAAGCUGAGUGACAAAUACGAUCAGCGAGACGAUGAUAACAAAUCGCUUUCUUCGGAUUUCGAAAAAUAUGCAGAUGGCUUCGACAGCAACGGAUUUGUAUCGGAGUUAAUUGCUUUGAAGAAAGGUGAUUGUGUUGUUGGCGAUAAGGUUGAGAGUCUCAAAGCAGAUUUUAACGAUUUAUUGGAGGAUGAACUUAUGAAAAUGGACUUAUCACAAAGCUAUAUAAUUUCACAAUUUUUGGAAAAAAGUCAUGAUGCGGGAAGCGGUAAUGAAAUCAGUGUCGGAGUAGGAGUCGGCAGUGAUGUAUCUUUGAAUGCCAAUGAAAUUGAAAUGGAUCCAAGCUAUUUCAAAGAGAAGUUAUUGGCUGCUACACUAGCAGCACAGCAAAAUAAUACCAAUAAUAACAAUGGACACAAAAGUAGUAACAACAAUAAUAGCAAUGGUAGUACAAUUGUUCAAAAGCUAACUGUGAGCGAAGAUAUUGAUUGUGUAGUUGAAAGUUGUACAAGUGUGCGAAGAAUGAAUGCGCUGGUGUCGGACGGCGAAGCGUGCAGUGGUGCUGGAGGAGGCGCCACUAAUGGCCGUCGCGAAAUCAUCGAAAUCGGUGAGAUUUUGCCGGUAAAUGGCAAAUGCAAUCAGCUGCUGGUGAAAUUAGUAAAAACAAAAGCGCCUAACGAAACGUCAAGUAAGAUAAUUAUGGCAACAGUGGACAUGGAUUUAGACGAUGAACGAAUGGAAGAUCAUGCGGAUUUCAAUUCGGAAGCGGUAGCUGCUCAACUUCUACUUUUCGACUAUGCAGAUUCGACCAUUUCAAAUGAAUAUACUUUGGCCGUCACUUUCAGUCGAACAAAGUGUCCUCAACAAUUGUGUAUUUUGCCAAGUUUUCAAUCUUCAGAUGAUGAUCAAAAUAGCUUCAACACAGAUUCGGGUGCGCUUUGUGUCGUAUGUGCUGACGGUAGCAUGGAAAUUUACUCCCUAACGGACUUUCAACCUAUAACAGUUGUUGAGGAGGAAGGCGAACAUUUCGUUUCGGUUGCAUAUUGUCGUAGCCUGGAUCGUCUAUGUGGCUGCACACGUAGUGGGUCGCUAAUAUUUUACUCCUUAAAUGACGCAGAGAAUGAGUCUGGUGACGAAAUGCUCGAAAUGGAAGACGACUGCAAAGCAACAUUGGCAUCAACGUACCCCCAAAGACAAAGCGAAAAUGAUUUCCCUAAUACUGACGCGGGAAAUAGCAAUAUUGCAUUGUCCAAAGCAUCCGUGACUGUUCCAGAUGGCUUAAGCAGAAACGUGGCGCCAACUGUAUACACAUCAACGAGUUCAGUAUCAACCGGAAUUGAGCACUUAACAGAAGACAGCCAAUAUUUUGGCAUUGAAUCGUUAUUGACUGCCAGUAAUAUUAAAAUAGAUUGCAGCGGCCAAGGUUCGAGCAGUAGUUCUGGCUUAAAUGGUGGACUAAAUAAUAAUAGUUUGUCACAAUCGUCGCCAUCACCCUCAACGUCUUCUAUUAAUGCGGCGUCCUCUUCCAAUUUGCUGGCAUACAAAACUAGCGAACUUUCGCUUGAUGAUUUACGAACUCUCUACGAACUCACACAGUUCGACGAUGUGUUGGCCUUAUAUACUGCCGAAGUGCCGAGUUGCUGGAAUGAUCUAGUGCAGGCGCAGAAACAGCGAAAGCAGCCACAACAUUUGCGCCAUGGUGACGACACGCAAUUCACGAAAACGUGGCGCUUACAUAACGAUGCCACCACUUGGGAUGAGCACAUUAUUGAACUUAACCUCGUGCAACCGGUUAACUUAGGACAUAUUGAUUUGAAGUUCUCACUAUAUCAGCAGUGCCAUAAUCCGGCCGCAAUUCAAGUCACAUUACUAAAACAGAAUACCAGCGGAUUCGGCUAUCGCAUGAAAGGUCCGCACCUCAAUUAUAAGCAAUCCGCUAUGGAUGACAACAUAGAUUUGACUUUUAACAGUUAUGAUGGCAACAAUGAGAAUCCUGUUCUGAGUGAAGAAUAUCUACAAACACAUAAUGCUGAAAUACUUGCGGGCCCAAUUGAGUUGUCCUCGUGCAUUGAUCUAUGCGACCAAGGCGGCACAGUUACACUGACAUCACCGAAACUGUUUAAGACGCGCACGCGCAACUUUCUGUUACACAUUAAAACCAUGUCAGAUCCAGCAAAGGAAGGCCAAAGCAAGACGCGAGUGCCUGUACGUAAAGGUGCAAUAAUGCGUUUACCGUUAUCAUCAUCAUUUGCCGGAAGCACAGCACAUAACUUUAUGACAAAUAAUACCGCAAGCUCAAAUGCAUCCGCCACCAACACCAAUACCAGUUCGUUUCCGUCAAGCUCAUCAAAGUCACGUUUUGAUUUUUACAUUGGUUGUGAUUGGUUGCAUGAGAUUUCCAUCAAUGUUCGCGGUGUGAAAAGUCAAAAUCGCAUUCCCAAUGAGCGUUUGCAGAGAAUAGCAAUGCUCGAGAGUAAUAUUCUGCUUGAGAAUCUGUUCAAAAUUGUGAGCAAUUCCAAUUCAGCAACGCUGGAGAAGAAUCUAGCUUUGGAUAUCCUUACAUGGAUAUGCUUUAUACGCUUAAACCGUUUCCGCUCACCAAAAUCCGAACGGAUCAAGGGGCAAAUUAAUAAAAAUACAGCUUCUACAAACACAGACUUAAUGGCUCAACAAUUCGAAUGUAUCUGCCUGUCGGAAAAGUAUCUGGAAAAUAUGCUGCGCAACUGCAUCAUACACAGCAAUCGCACAAUGGCACACAAAUGCGUCAAAUUGAUACUAAUAUUAACCGACGGCAUAUGCAGUCUGCCUGUUGAGGUGCAGUCACAUUCCACCCUCGACGUUGCCAUAAAGGACGCCGUAGCGAAUACAUUCAACGAGUUGCCGCGCGCCAAGUUCGCGAGCGUUGUGCGUUGGUAUGCCAUGCUCGCUUGUGCCACUUCGACACUAGAAUCACACAACGGUAUAUCGGAGUUGUGUGUUAAAUUACUGACUGAAAUUGCAAAGGAAAUCGAUGUGCGUUGGGAUCCCUACUGCUCUUUGCUCAGUACAAGAUUUGGUCUCUACGGCUUUCCCUUCGAGCCUGAAAUAUUCGAUUACGACUUGCCAAAUGUAAAUAAAAGUAACGUUGUACUGCCCUCGUCGCUAAUGAAUAUGAUUCGUUCGAAUGCAGGUCUAAUGCAAGCCGCCGGUUUAGAUAUUAAAAAGCUUUGCUCUAUUGAUGGUGUGGAUUUUCGUACGUUUCCGCAUUUGAUCAAAUGCAAGAGUGUUAGUAAUCAGCUGCGCGGCUUAUUGGAGGUUGAGCAAUUACACUACACAUGUGCAUCGACGUCGGAGGCAACGCGUAUCGAUAAUAUGGACACGGUGUCUGCAAGCAGCGCAUCCAAUAUCAAUAUGGAGGAAUUGAUUGUCGCACCGAUGGUAGACAUGCCCAAAGAACAAGAAAGCUACAAUGUCAAUGAUUUGGUAUAUAAUGUGGAUAAACAUAUGAAGAUAGUCAACGCUAAGAAAUCCGAAAAUGAUGUAGUCGCAGAAGUGCUGAAGCCAAACGGAAUAUGUAAUUUCAAUCCAGCCAGCAUCAUCGAUGACAAAAUCAAAAAGUGUAUGCCGCUUUUGCCAAAAUUCAAAGCCAUUUGCAAGUACAUUGAGUAUUGCGAUGAGAACUUGCAAGCCACUUCAGCUGGUAAUAACAACAGCAACUAUGCCAAUAACGAUACAAUGCUCUCAAAUCCAAGUCUUCUAGCCAAUUCCGAUCCGAAAAUUAACGAAGCCAGCGCUAAGGCUAUAACAAUGGCUACACAAAUCAUCUACGAAGCUACGCAACAAGAAGAACAAUUACAACAACAGCUACAGCAUCUUAACAACACAGAAUAUUCGUCGCCGCAAACGCCAUCUGUAGCCGAACAGCAACAGCCGAAAAAGCAAACGCAGCACAAAGACAAAACUUUAACAGCUAAUGCCGAAGCGCCGGCCAUUGGCAAUGAUAACUCGAAUGCCAAUGCAACAAAUGUCUUUGCUUGGCAUAAGCUGCUGGCGCCACCGCCAAAACAAAUGGUCGUUAUUGAUCGUAUGCAUUCCGGCGCACGUCGUUUUGUGGUCUUGGACUUCGGCUCACCCAUUUUACUCACCGAUUUGGUUAUACCCGCAUGCGACGAGCUGGCAUCACUGCACAUAGACAUUUGGUGCUUUGAUGAGGAAGCCGACAGCGUGCGCUUAGUGGUCGCCUCUGACAUCAGCACGAAAACCUUGGUCCUCAGCGAUCUGCAACCACCACCGAUUUGUCGCUACAUGAAAAUCACCAUAAUUGGACGCAUCGGUAUGUCGGCUACGAAAUGCAAAAUUCCAAUUGGUUCGUUUUAUGGACACGCCGUUGUUUUGGAACACGACGGCUACGGCGAUUCGCUGCUGCGUUUCAUGAAGCAACCCGCACAAAAUAUACAAGCACAGAUAAAGGCGCUGACGUCGCUGUACGAGGAUGUGCAUUGCCGUUAUAGUUUGGCUAGUUGUAAGUUAAUCGAGUUGCUGACACCCAUUCUCAACUGCGAGAUGUCAAAUGUGGCUCAUAUGCAAGCAUUCAUCCACAAGCAACGCGAAGAGGACGCUAACACCGUGGACAACAGUAAAGUAGUCACCAUAUAUGAGGAAUGCAUUCUAUUGCAACAUCAAAUCAAUAUUAUACGCAAUGUCAUUGGACGUUUGGAGAACUCGCUACACCCAGUGCCCUUCGGUGCUGUUGCGGCUCAAGCUGCCGCCGGCUCGUUGGAAAAUGCGAAUUUACGAAAUGUCUUGCAGUUGGCAUCACGUGACAAACUUCGUGUUCUGGGCCAAAGUCUAGUGGAGAUUUUGCUGCAUUUUUCCAUUGAAUAUGGUAUAAAGAAUAUUUUGCCAGUCCACCAGCUGUUCACAAUGGAUGUGGCCAAUAUGCUGUUCAAUUCGUUGGUGGUAUAUGGCGAUGCACACAUCCAGCUGGCCACAUGUUCGCUGCUGGUGCGCAUGUGCUGCUUCCAGAGUUGGUGGGGCGAUUUCUUGGCGGACAUCUUCUGCAAUUUGUUUUCUUCGCAGAACAGUAAAAUCUUUCCACAAGACCGCAUUUUCUUCUUGCUGACCUACUUGGGAAGACGUAGCAUCGCAAUGGGCACUUGCCGUUCGAUAGUCAUCGACGCAGUAUUGAAGACAUUGGCCAAGCUUUUGGCACCGAUUUCGCCCAGAUAUCAAGAGAGCCAAGCGACGGCCACGCGUAUUGAUGACACAGAUGACAGCGGCGGUGCUAGCUCUGGUGGCCUGUGGUCGAAAUCGGAUCUGCAGCUGAUCACGUGGCUAUUGCUAUUUUUAUCGGUGUGCUUGGAUGACAGUAAUGAACGCAAAGAUAAAUCUUCGAGUCGAUGGGACUUCAUGAGCUGUGAAACCGAUUUCACCAAAACUCGCUCACAAACCACAAAUACGUCUGGCAAACAGUUGCGUUGCUUCAAGAAACGCAUUGUGCAACAAAACAAAUACAGCGUGCAGCCUUAUACGGACUGGGGCAAAAAGAUUUUCAUGAUUCAGAAUGAGCAUCCAGGCAUUUUCAUGGAAAUGACAGGCAAACCGAAACCGAGCAAAACCAACAAGACAAAUAUAACGCCAAAGACCACCAAGGAAACCAACCAGGAACCUGAAAACAACUUCGACAAGGGACUAAAGACCAUACGUUUGAAUAACAUAUUGAUCGUGAUUCGUGGUUUGAUCGCAUUAUUGCUGGAAAUGGAUUUUACCUGCAAUAUGGAUCAAUUUCUCCUAACAUGCAAGGUCAUUGCGCGCUUAGUGUCUGCAUGCCGUCCCGCAGUGCAGUUGUCAAAAAUAAUUACAACCACGCAAUUGGAGCAACUCAUUCGGCAAGCGGUGUGGAAUGAUCAGCAACAGCCCUGGGCUGUGCAUGCGAUCACCUGUUUGCUACAGGAUCUACUCGAUGCUGAUAAGCAAUUCAAAGAUAAUGACAAUGUGUGCGCCAAUACGGAAGGUGUGCGACCGAUGGAGGGUGUUCAGGAAACAAAAGAUCUGUUCUCUGACUAUUCAAAUUACUUGUCACAGGCUGUAAACUCGCAACUACAAUCCGUUGGCAAUGAUAUACAGUAUUCUGAUGGCGUCAAAUAUUCCUACUUGCCUUCGUUAAUCGAAUGCGAAGACACCGAAUUGGAUGACAUAUUGAACGACAUUGAUAUUAUCGAACGUUCGAAAACGGUGACCAAGAAGGACAGCAAUGCCAUCAAUAAGAACACAUUCAACUAUUUCUGCAAAUCAAUAUCCAGUGCCAUGGACGCACGCCUGGACGUUGGUCUCGACAUUAAUGUGGAAAUUCAGCUGCGCCGCCUAACAAUGGUCUCCUCUUUGGAUAUGUAUUCGUCCUUGCCGCAAAUAUUGGCCAAUGAGUUCAUUACGACUCCGCCGGAGGCGACCGUUUGGCCGGAGUAUAUUACGGACAUCUGGUCUAGUCCGGAGUACAGUUGCGGUGAAAACACUUAUAAGAUGUUUAAAAAUGUGUUUGAUUGCAUUUUUGCCCACCUACAUUUGCAAGAUACAUGGGUACACCUGGAGCAAGUGUUACAAAUGUGGCUGACUUUGAAUGGUGAAUUGUCUGACAAACCCUACAAUUCCGGCAUCACACAGAGCGACAUACCAAAGAUACCGUUCGGUGCGCAUGCCGUGCAAGGGCUGCUGCUCGCGUUGGCGUGGCAUAACGACAUUAAACUGCGCACUUGGUGUCUCGGUUUCCAGUGCUUGUUUUUGGCGUGUAAUUCACAGGCGCUGGGCGAUGACGACACCGAUUCGACACGCAUCAAUGAAGUGAUCGUUAACGAUGAGAAUUUCGAGAAGAUGCUUCUACGUUUCUUCUCCGGUUAUGGCAUGAGUUCUUCGAUCAUUACAAACCGUUGUGCCGGUCCAACAAUUUGCAAGAACUUGCAUGAGCUGUUGAUGUGGCUGCACAAGAAGAGCGAAAGCAGUGCUCUGACAGUUGUUUCGAACCGUCGCAAGCUGAAGGACACUCUAUUGCAUGUCAUUUUGCAGUUGGUGCAGCCAGGUGGCGCCAUCGCCAAUCAGCAGGGCCCAAUUGAUGCUCAAAGCCAGUUGGUGCGGGACUUACUCUUAAUACCAACUGACAAACCCGACUUGAAUGUGGCGCUAAACAUUAUCGAAAGUGUUUCGUUCUUGGUGUUUAACAAUAUAUCUAAUGGCGAUAAGUUACAAUGUCAACGCUCAACUGAUUGCAAUAAUGCCACGAGUACUUUUAGCAAUCUCUUUGCGAAUGUAUUGGGCUCAGAGAGCACCAAGCAGAAUACCACGCUCUCUGAUAACUCGCUCAUAAUUAGUUUAUUGAAAUUGUCGUCGUCGCUGGCGGAGACCGAACUGCCUAGACAGCCUAGUGAGGUGCCUAUACCAGAAGAGGAAGAAUUAUCAAAUGAAAGCCAAACUGACGAAACCAAGGCGGAGCAGUUGAAUAUAGAAGGCCACCGACCGAAGACACCUUGUAUAGCCGAUACUGUACUGCGCCACUUCCCCACAAUGAAACGUUUGUUGGGUUCACUCUCACAUUGCUCCAGCUCAUCGUUCACCAUAGUGGCUUCGUCCUCUAACUUUUUACUAGACGAGCCACAAAGCACCGCCGAUGCCGUUUUCAAUCUGCUCAUUACACUGUAUGACAAAGCAUCGAAUCCACGUCUCAUUGUGGCAUCGAUUUGCCAAUACUUAGAAACCAGUACAAUACAGCGCAACGCUUUGCCUCGUUUGCAGUUGUCAGAGCCAUUUUUGUGGUAUAUAUCGAAAGUGCUGGAGGUAUCUGUGGCUGUGCAAAUAUUCACGCAGCUGGGUGGCAUCAAAAUCAUUUGUCAAAAUUUGGUGCGACUGAAUAAGAUUCUAAUAAACAUGCAGCCGGGAUUGAUUUCGCUGAUCAUGCAACAUAUGACUAAAAACACUAAACUCAAACUGCAUUCCCAUGCUUGCGUGAAUGGCAACGGAAAGAAGACGUCUUCAUCCUCCAGUGCUGCACAGAGUCAGCGCCAUUUCCAGGACGGUCUUAUAAAUUUCGCGCCGUUUUGUACCAUAUCCGCCGAGCAUGACACCGCACAUUCAGCCGACAUCUUAAUAAUGAAUCCGGUGGCAUCGCACAGGCGUCCACGCACACCUGCUUGGAGCUAUAUGUUUUAUCCAAACGAAUCGCACGUCGAUUUGACCAUUACACUGCCAACAGCUAUACUGUUGAAGGAGGUACAACUGCAGCCACACGCCCCCACAUUGGCAUCGUGCCCGUUUGCGGUUGCUUUGGAGAUAUCACGUGAUUACGGUUUGGGCCCGAUUCCAGUGGGCCCACCGCUCACUACCACCGGUAUGACUUGCAUACGUCUGAAGUUGGCUAAGCCGGAAAUCGCCACCAGUGUCGUACUACGCUUGUAUAGACCGAAAGAUAGCUCCAACAUCGGUCUCUCACAAAUUGCCAUUUUGGGCAAUACGAUAUUUGCAUUCAAUUCCAACUCGUUGGGCAGCGGUGCUAGUGGCAGUAACGGUGUUGGUGUCGGCGUCGCCGGUAGUGGUGUCUUCAAUUUCGACCAAAACAACGAUGAGGACACAUUCGCUAAGACGAGCGUCGGCUGGAUGCGCAUACUGGCGCGCUGUUUUAAAGCGCCCGCAAUUAUUUACGAUGAAAAGUUGGCUGCCGAUGUGAUUGGCGCUUCGGCCGCCUUCCCAGGCUUUCUGGAGGCCUGCUGCUCACUAAUGAACAUUAUGCCAAUGAUACCAAACGCCGCAUUAGAAAAUCUGCACACUGUCUUAUUGAAACUGGGUGCCUACAAUCGCAACUUGUGCCUAUCCAUAAUACGCAUAUUGCUCUGGGGCACAGCGCCACAAACAUACAAGCUUUCAAAUGAGAGCAUCUGCAAUCUACUUUAUGAGCUGGCCACUACCAGAGAUGAUUACAUGGUGGACAAGAUACACGUGCUCCUCGAGUGGAUCGUAAAGUUGCGCCAAAACUUCAGCAAUCGCACAUUGCGUUGUAAUAAUCCACAAAGCGGCUUUGUUAAGUGCGUGGCUUCGAUACUGUGGUCAGUGCAUGCGGAAAACCAUGUGCCGAAUUUACAAGAACUAAUCACCACCGAUCUCUUUGACGCCUGUAUGCACUGGAUAGACACAUUGGAGAAUGAGGAACCGCUAAAAGUGGCCUUUGACUCCUUGCUAUGCUCGCUGUGUUGUAUAAAGCCGGAACUGUUCAACCAACUGAUCACCAAACUGAAUGUGAAGGUGCAGCAAACGAAUGAAAUGGAUACCAGCAGCGGUUCAAGUACAAGUGUGGCGACGGUGGGCGCACAAGCAAACGCGCGCGAUAGUGGCAUAAGAGGCGGUUUGACCGACGAUAACAAAGGUCAAAGCGGUAGUGCAUGGUUCGCCAGCGUUGCUGCAGCCAAUUUAACAACAUUAUUACAACGGCCGGCCUACUUGGGCACAUUAGCAAUGGCCUGUCAAUCGCCAUCUGCCGUUUAUCAGUUGGUGGACUCGGGUCUGCCGAAGUUAUUGGCCUACGCCUUGUAUGAAUAUUGCAGCGCUUUGUUGCCGGAGGUGAAACGGUCCGUGCCGCAAUCGGCGGCGAGCACCUCAGCGACAGCCGCCACAAAUAAUAGCGCUUCAACAUCAAGUUCGUCGGCGACUGCACAAUUAUCGAGCACUUCAAGCGCCUGCCUAACAGAUGCUGAUAAAGCAGAAUGCGUAGAUGAUAGCAAUACAGCCAUGAAUGAGGUUGUCGUGCCGUUACUUAAUUGUGCACACGUACCGAAGGUGUUAGACUUCUUCUCUGAAUGCUGUGCCGAGGGUCAUAUGCGUGAUUGGCUUGGCACGCAGCAAGGUGCCAUCUUUUGGAAACCGUUGCUAGAGCUGCUAUGUAAUUAUCGUCCCAUGGAAUAUGCCGGUGAGGAACCGAUGCAACAGGCAUUUAUACGCAUGGAACGUGCCACCAUCAACUUCUUCUCGCGUGUUAGUGCUUGCCAUCCGAAAAAUCAAGAUACGCUAACCACUUUGCUGAUCGCUGUAAUUCGUCGGCCGAUGCAGGGUUCGCUGGGUGGCAAAACCACCAUCUCCGGUUUCACGCGACAAAUCGUGCUCCAGUUGCUGUUGGAGAAUGAACGCAUUCUGGUGUCGGUUCGCAGCAAACAGCCGUUACAGAAGCGUGAUUCCUCGACUUUGUCUGUGGCGGCGACAGCGAACAGUGCUGCCAGUAGCAGCGUAUCAAUGUCCUUGGUUAAUCAUCAUCCAUCUAAGCGUGUUAAUGCACACCAUCUGCUCUUUGGUGUCAGUGCGAACACAAAAUGCCAGGAGAUACUACAAAAUUGUGUUUCUGUCUACAGUAUUCUAUUUUCCUCAAUGCAAGCAGAAACGCGUCCAGGGGAGAACAAUGCCCCAAUGAGUGGCACCAUAAACUUGGCAACAACCAACAGUGGCGAGCUUGGAGCUAAGCACGACAAUGAGAAGUCCAAAAACGAUGUGUAUGAUAGCAUUCCGUUCAAAUUCAAUGGUUUGGAGAAUGGCAUGGAGUUCUUGAGCGUGGCAGCUGGGGUCACAGCGAAGGACAAACGCAUUAAGGAUGUGAAAAAUCAGGUGGCGGCAAGCAAAGAAAACAAAGACUUGUUUCCCAAUUUUCCAAAAUUCUUCAGUAUUGAAGACUUUUUGACGCCUGGCUCCAUUAUUGCGAAUUGCUCGCAACUCGUGCAUCCAGAUUGUCCGGAAAUUGUGAUUACCAGUGAUACCACUAUAUCGCAAAUACUUGCCGCCUUACAUAGCAAGGGCCAUUCGUUAUCAACCCCUUGCAUCACACUGAAUCUGAUACCUUCCAAGCCAGUCGAAACGAAAGAGGACUCUGUGCUUAUGGCUUCUGACAUUGAGCCGCUGCCAUCGCCAUUGCAACGUUUCUCCAGUCGCGGCGGUUUGUCGCUGCUCGCUCAGUAUUUGCCCACAGUAUAUCCGGACAGUGCCGGCCGCAAAACGCCUACCACAUUGCCGGAGAAGGAGAAGAGCCCACCCAUGACUGACUGGGUCAAACUCGAGCCAAAUGAUGAAAUAUACGAAGAUCUGGAGGAUCCAAUCACCGAACCUACAUCCAAACAUGCCACAAUCACAUCGGUGCCGCAACAUUCCCUUGCAGCUUUUGGUCUAUUUCUGCGCUUGCCACCUUACUCAGAUGUGCUGCUGCGCGAUAAGGUGCGUGCACAAUGUCUGUUGCGGUUGGUGCUCGGAGUUACUGGCGACGGCGAAGGAAAUGACAUUUAUAGCUUGUCCGUUGCACCCUCGCUUCCAACGUUACCGUUUGAGGUAUUCCGUCAACUGCUGGACAACUCACCUCUGACUACCGAUGAUGGCAUGCUACUACGACGUAUGGUCAUCGAGGUGGGUGCAAUGCAUUUAGUUUUGAAUUGUCUGGGUGUAUUCACUCACCAAUCGCAGAAUUAUCAAAUCGUCAGCCCACAAAAUGAGUCUUCUACCAGCGGCAUUCGCACGUCGUCAAGUAAUAAUGUUGACGACUCUUUGGGCACAUCCGAUGAUAAGGGGCAUAUGUACUGGGCAAAGGGCACUGGAUUUGGUACGGGCUCAACGACGCAGUCGUGGAAUGUGGAACAGGCGUUGUUGCGGCAGAAGAGCGAAGAGGAGCAUGUAACAGUUUUAUUGCAAGUACUCUCGAGUUAUAUAAAUCCCGGCGACAAAAUCCCAGCUGCUUUACAGUCGGACGAAAUCAUGUCGUAUCAUGAAAUUACUGAAGUAACCGGUGAAUUGCCAUCCUUAUUUUUGGUGUUACUUCAACAGUCGUGUCUCAUUCCGGCAUUAAGUUCCUACUUGCGUAAUGAUUCCGUACUGGAUAUAACCAGACACAUUCCUCUAUAUCGCGCCAUCUUACAAUUGCUGAGAGCACUGUCGCUCUCGCCAGAAUUAGUUUCACUGCUGCAGCCGUCGCCGAAUAAAAGCGAAAGCUCGCCUGCGAUUGUUGAGCUGCUCUUAAAUAUGAAGACCUGUGUCGACACAUACGCAAAACGUUUAAAGGUUAAUAAGAAGUCCAACAUAAAGGGCCAGACGCAACAGGUGACCGUCAACAUUGAUGAUGGUGACGACGAGGGGCUUGCUUUACUUAUACCCGAUAUCCAAGAGACGACCGUUUUGGUGCAAAAGACAACCAAUGCAGAUGCGCUCGCCAAUCAGCAGCGCCUGGAUCGGGAGGCCGGCGGAAGUGGUUGUGGUAGCAUUGAGCGCGUACCGCAGAGUAAGUCAAUCGAGCAGCGCUAUUUGGAGGUGAUGAAGAAGCUGCAAUUCGACACUGCGGAGAUGAUUGUGGAGGCGGAGAAUAACGGCUUUCGUUUCGUUAUUUCGCAUCAUUUUGAGAAGAUGGUGCGCAUGGCGGGUGAUCGUUAUCACCCGUCGCGUGUGAAGCGUCUGGCGCAAGAGGCGGUGACGCUAUCGACCAGCUUACCGUUGUCUUACAGUAGCUCCGUCUUUGUACGCUGUGAUACCGAUAGACUGGAUAUUAUGAAAGUAUUGAUUACUGGGCCAGCAGACACGCCAUAUGCGAAUGGUUGCUUUGAAUUUGACGUCUUCUUCCCGCCCGAUUAUCCCAACCUCCCGAUGAUGAUAAAUUUGGAAACAACGGGCCGUCAUUCCGUACGUUUCAAUCCCAAUUUAUAUAAUGACGGCAAGGUUUGCUUAUCCGUACUCAACACCUGGCACGGCCGACCUGAAGAGAAAUGGAAUGCGCAAACGUCUAGUUUCCUGCAAGUACUGGUAUCCAUUCAGUCGUUAAUUUUAGUCCCGGAGCCGUAUUUCAAUGAGCCUGGCUUUGAGCGUAGCCGCGGUACGCCCAGUGGCACACAUUCUUCACGCGAAUACAACAGCAACAUAUACCAAGCGUGCGUUCGAUGGGCGAUGCUGGAACAAAUACGUAAUCCCAGUCCUUGCUUCAAAGAUGUGAUCCAUACGCACUUUUGGCUCAAACGCAAUGAGAUCUGCGCGCAAAUUGAGAAUUGGAUUGAGGAGCUAAGCAAACCGCAAUACAGUGAACGCAACAGUCGCACCAUAUCAUUUAAUUCGAUGGUCCUGCGUCGCCAGUAUCGUCAUUUGCGCGAAGAGCUCGCCAAGCUUAAAGUGCCAGAGGGCUUGGAAGAUCUCGACACACCGUUCAAUCCGAAUGUCAAUCUGCCGGCAAUGACUGAAACCACCAGCGCUGCAAAUGUCACCAACACCAAGGCAACGACCACAACAGCGUCGACAACCGCGUCCACGACAGUUGCCCCUGCGAUCGGUAUUAAAUCAGGUGGGAACGGCAAGGCCGAUAACAGCCGUCAAGAGAGUGAAGACAAGAACGUAAAUGCGAAUAGUAGCAGUGAUAGCCCCACCACACCGACUCCGGCUAGCAGUAGUGGUAGCAAUAGUAGCAAUACAGUUGCUAUACAAAUCCCGGCACCAACAAACACUUCACUGGUCAACGCCGAAUGGCAGAGUAUUCCAAGCCAAACCGCGGAGGGCAUAUCGCCAUCUGCAUCGGCUACAACCCUGGGACUGACAACGCUUUUGCGUCAGAGUAUGCCGGUUGAGGUUAGCAAUGAUUUCGAUAGUAUGAACGAUGCGACUAUGGUGAUGCCACCACAACCGCCAGUUCCAGCUCCUGUAACCGCCAAGGUGAGCACCGUUGAGGCGGCAACAGCACCAAUUGCUGUUGAAGAUACUGAUGAGGACAUUCAGAUCGAUGCCAGCGAGUACAACUACAAUGCUGAUCUGGUGCAAUCGCUUUUUUACGCUGACGACUCACAAUUUGAGAAUUCCAAUCUGGGUGAUUUCAUGGAAUAGACUUGAUAAAUAUAUAUAUGACGGUAGUCAGUUAAUGGAUGGUUCGUACUUGUAGUUGUGGCAGCGACGCCUCUUGUAUGUGCUUUAUUUCAAAUCAAUUUUAAGUAUGUGUGUGUGUUAUCCAAUUAAUUCUACUCUUAUUAAUUUUAUUAAAUCAUUUUUAUAAAAUCAAAUAAAACAGAAAUCUUUUGUUUAUAUACAA
Molecule: messenger RNA, 15791 nt
Organism: Bactrocera neohumeralis
Lineage: Eukaryota; Metazoa; Arthropoda; Insecta; Diptera; Tephritidae
Gene: Bruce
Product: baculoviral IAP repeat-containing protein 6
Exons: 41
Coding region: 155-15589 (5144 amino acids)
Biological process (GO): regulation of cytokinesis; negative regulation of apoptotic process; apoptotic process
Cellular component (GO): nucleus
Molecular function (GO): ubiquitin conjugating enzyme activity; protein binding; cysteine-type endopeptidase inhibitor activity
Source: RefSeq, a predicted model, not a curated record